Messenger RNA from Pestalotiopsis fici W106-1, 972 nucleotides. RefSeq lists its product as uncharacterized. Gene Ontology annotation, biological process: fatty acid catabolic process; acyl-CoA metabolic process. Gene Ontology annotation, cellular component: peroxisomal matrix. The transcript has a single exon. Bases 1 to 972 code for a protein of 323 amino acids. Gene Ontology annotation, molecular function: fatty acyl-CoA hydrolase activity. The record is from RefSeq and is a predicted model, not a curated record. NCBI's taxonomy places the organism in Eukaryota, Fungi, Ascomycota, Sordariomycetes, Amphisphaeriales, Sporocadaceae.
AUGGUUGCCUCCUUAGCAGAGCAGCUAAGCAUCGACGAAAUCGGACCCGGUGAAUAUGCAUCGCGCAUCCCUCCUGAACGCAUGGGCAACGCGCUGCCUAUCGCCUAUGGAGGCUGUACUUUGGGAAUAGCCGUCCACGCUGCAUGCAAGACGGUUCCCCCGACACAUAGGCUUUACUCGCUUGUCGGACAUUUUCUGGGACCGGCAUCAACCACGGAGAAGCUCUACUGUACGGUGCACUCGUCACGGAAUACAAAGACCUUUGCCACACGACGGGUUGAGGUCAGCCAAAUCCGGCCCGAUGGAAAGAAGCGCGUGUGUCUUGAGCUUCUGGCCGACUUCCAAAUAGAAGAGCCGGCAAUGCUCACGUACUCGACCCCGCCAGUAUUACAGUACUCUGGACCGGAAAAGAGUCGAUCCUUUGGGGAGUUGGCGCGAGAGGCCGUCGCUUCAGGCCAAAUGGACGAAAAGGAUGCCGCCAAAGUCAUCGAGUCGUUUGCUUUGGGUGAUUCUUUCUUUGACACAAGGCUUUGUCCAGAGGGUGUCUCGGGGCAGAACGUUGGGGGCGCCAAUAAGCAAAAACAAACGACACAAGAACACCUCCCCAUUACCGACAAGACGUCUGGAGACUGGAGCAGGACACGUGCGCCGCUAGAGUCACGAGAUGAGAGGGCAGCUGCGGUCGCCUUCCUGCUUGAUGGUGGCCUCGCUUUCCUACCGUUGGGACACAGCCAUAAGUGGCUCGACGACUCGGCGGCCUGUAGUUCAUUGGACUUUGCUUUGCGCCUCUUUUCAUCCGACAUAGAUUUGAGUUCCUGGCAUCUGAGAGAACGGAGAACUACAGCAGGAGGUCUAGGCAGGACAUAUACAGAGGCUAGGCUCUGGGACGAGAAGGGCCACCUUGUCGCGUCCAUGACACAGCAGUCCAUCAUGCGACCAUGGCCAGAGAACAAGACGAAAGGGAAGCUAUAG